This is a messenger RNA of Owenia fusiformis, 494 nucleotides long. The record is from the annotation of a GenBank genome assembly. Lineage: Eukaryota; Metazoa; Annelida; Polychaeta; Sabellida; Oweniidae.
AGUGAGUCCUCUGACCUUGACAGUAGCUUUCUGAGCAUAGAACCUGAGGGUGGCUUGUGUGCAGAAUGGAAUACAUCGCAAAUGACCAGUUGCAACAAUGAUCAUCAUGAUGGGUCCCCCUCUCCCCCUCAGACUUCAACACCAAUACGUGCCAAAACAAAAAGACCGAGGCCCAGUCGUACUAUUACCCGGGAACAGCCAUCUGAUUACCUUCAGCUGCCAGCGAUCUCAAUUUCUCAAUCAUGCAGUGAGUCCUCUGACCUUGACAGUAGCUUUCUGAGCAUAGAACCUGUGGGUGGCUUGUGUGCAGACUGGAAUACACCACUUAUGAUCAGUUGCAACAAUGAUCAUCAUGAUGGGUCCCCCUCUCCCCCUCAGACUUCAACACCAAUACGUGCCAAAACAAAAAGACCGAGGCCCAGUCGUACUAUUACCCGGGAACAGCCAUCUGAUUACCUUCAGCUGCCAGCGAUCUCAAUUUCUCAAUCAUGUAG